AUUAAAAAAAACCUAUUUUUUAAACUUCUACUGAAUUUUGGAUUUAUAAAAUAAAAUUAAUAAUUUUAAAAUGGAUAAACGAUUAAAUUUCUUAUCAAUAGCUCUAAUAGAUGCACUUGAAGAUGAAAAUUAUGAAUGUGUUGAAAAACUAGUGAAAGAACAUAACGCUGAUCCAAAUUUUACAAUAAUAGAAAGACAUCUCGCCCCUAUACAUUUCAGUUGUGGAAUGGAAAACCUGGAAUUAGCGGAAAAUGUCACUGAACUAUUUUUAGAUUAUGGAGCUAACCCAAAUUUACCAACACCUGAUGACGGUUUGACCCCGCUUCAUAUCGCUGCUAUGAGUGGAAGACAAGCACUUGUUCGAAUGCUGCUACAUAAAGGAGCUGAUAUUACUAUAAUGGAUAAAGAAAAUAGAACACCACUUCAAUAUGCAGUAUUCGACUGUCAUUUUGAGGUCAUAGAAACUAUUAAAAAAUUUAUUUUUGAAAAAAAGAUUGAAAAUAAGGUAGGAAUUAAGGAAAAGCAAAAGGCUUUAGAUUUUUUAAAGAAAAAUGAAAAUGAUGAUUUUAUUGCUGAACUUGAUGAAAACAAAUAUACCCCAAAUCGUAUUAAUUACAAUUUCGAUAUAACAUCUCCGUAUUUCGUUAAUAUCACACACCGACGCAAAAAUAAAACAAAGACACUUGAACAAAAUCAAGAUACAAUCAAAGAUAAUGAAAAUGACGAAAGUCAUGGUAAAAUAUCUCAUGAACCUGAAGAAAAUCAAUCAUUUUUAACAUCAACAAUGAAUGAUCAUGCCAAAAAAAAUUUGUUUGAGCUUACAGAAGAAAAUCUCAAUGAACUAACUAAAAAUGGAACAAAUGAAAAUUCCAGAGUUUCUCUAAUUCAAAGUUGGAGAGAAAAGGUUCAACAAUCUAAGAGAAAUCAGUCAAUUUUAUACCAUUUCGAUGAUUUAGAAAAUCUUUUAGAUGGUAUUAUUUCAGAUGAAAAUGUAGAUUUUACAAAUACUUCAGUUGAAAUAGUAGAUGUAGUAUUUGAAAAAGUAGAAGAAAAAAAAUCGGGUUUUAAGCUGGAUGAUACAGCAUUUGGAAAGCUUCUAAACACAUUACGUGAAAAAAGAUUGUACAACAGUGAUACUAGUUUUGCAACGGCGUUAGCUCCAGAAGAAAAUAAAAAAUGUUUAAAUGAUAUAACACUAAUUAAAAGUUCUCAAGCCGAACAAGUUUUGUAUCAAAUGUCCGAAAAAUACCAAUACAUUGAUCGGGAUGAAGGGCUGGUAUUUUUUGAAGAAAAAUUAGCUAUGAACACUAAUAAAAAUGAUAGAAAAAGCGCAAAUUUAAAUUCUAGUCGUUCAACAAUAUCAACACAGAUAACAGUUCCAUCAGAAUAUGACACUGAAGCUUUGCGAGAAGAAUUGACAAAAAUUGGAGAGCCACCUGGGCCAAUUACAAAAACUACCAAAAGAUUGUAUACAAAACGUUUAAUUAAAUAUAAAAGAGACCCUGAGAGACAAUUAUCUGUUCAAAAUUCAUCAAAUGGUAAACAAAUACCAAAUUAUUCAAUUGAACUUCUAAAAACCGUUUCAAAUCCAGAAUUCUUUAGAAGAAUUACGGAAUAUUAUAAAUUUGAAGAAGAAAUGUCAGUGCAAUUCAAAAAUAACCACAAAAAUACAGAUAAAAAGUGGCGUGAAGGAAACUUAAAACAAAGUUUCAUAUAUUUCUUAAUAGAUCCACGUAUAUCACAGAAUUUACCAGCUAAAAGCAAAUUUACAAACGAACAUGAAACUUGGAAACAAUUUCUUUUAUCUAUAUUUUAUGUUGGUAAAGGAAAAAGUGUUAGACCGUAUGCACAUUUAUAUGAUGCCAUGAAAAUUCACAUGCGAUCUAAAAAACUUGAUGUUGAUGAUAUAACUGAAAUUUUAAGCUUUAGAAAAUUUGGUACAAAAAUUAAACCAACUAUGUGCUCAUUUCGGUCACCGUCGAAGAGCUUAUCAGAAAGUGAUAAAUUAACUAGAAUAUUAGAUAUUUGGAAAUCUGAGGCUGGGGUAAUAUGUUUGCAUGUUUUCCACAAUAUAUUACCAGCAGAAGCAUAUACCAGAGAAGCUGCUAUAAUAGAUACAAUGGGCUUACAGCAUUUAACUAACAUGAAAAGAGGGGACUAUUAUGGUCCAGCUAGUUCAUGGACAAUGAGAAAACGUAAGUGUUUAGGGGUAGCUUUACUUUUGAAGGCAAUGAAAAUUUUUCUUGCUGAAGGCGAAUCUCAAUUAUUUCCAAGCGAUUUAAUAUAAAAAUUCGUGAUUUUUUUUUUUUUUACAUCUAGUAAAAUAUAAAAUAAGUUUUAGAUAAAUUUAAAACCAAAUUGAACUGCAAUCAUGUUUCUUAAUAAGUUGACUGAAUUUGUAAUAAGGAACAAGAUAAAUUAUUUUAAGACGUGAUAAAAAAAAGUUAAU
Messenger RNA from Condylostylus longicornis, 2449 nucleotides. RefSeq lists its product as uncharacterized. NCBI's taxonomy places the organism in Eukaryota, Metazoa, Arthropoda, Insecta, Diptera, Dolichopodidae. The transcript has a single exon. The record is from RefSeq and is a predicted model, not a curated record. Bases 71 to 2287 code for a protein of 738 amino acids. Gene Ontology annotation, molecular function: protein binding; endonuclease activity.